Messenger RNA from Porites lobata, 969 nucleotides. NCBI's taxonomy places the organism in Eukaryota, Metazoa, Cnidaria, Anthozoa, Scleractinia, Poritidae. The record is from the annotation of a GenBank genome assembly.
AUGGCAGCAACCAAACUUACUGCUGACGGUCUUCUAUCGACCGAAGAGUCAGAUCCUGUUAAUGAGGACACUAGAAUGGACACCGAUAUAACUUACGAAGAAGAGGACGCCCUCCUGUCCGAAAAUCGAGAUGAAGACGUUGGUUUUAGCGAUGACAGUAUCCCAAACGCCCAAAGACAGGAACGUAAGAGGGAUACAACGAACGAGCAAAUGAGCAGGAAGAGGCCAAGUGAGCAGAAAACCAAAGAGCCUACAGGCUCUGAGAAAACGAGGAACGACGGAGGCAGGAAGCGCCGAAGAGAAGAACCACCAAAGUCCGCCAAAACUAACGGCAGCUCCGAUAGGAAGAAAUCACGGCAUGAAGAAGAGCUAAACUCCAUCCAGGAGAAAAUAGAAAGCUCCACAAACUCUAUCAGUCUGCUGAACAAUCACCUAGAGAAGGGCUCAUGCCCUAAGACUUUAAGGUACAAUGCGAGGGCGAAUAUCACGCUAGACGAGGACUUUAAGAAAGACAUAAACUCCAUAAGAAAGAAAGCCGAACAGGCCCUUGUAGGAGCCCUCGUGAAAUCUCACUACAGGCGCGUAGAUAGACUUAAGAAUAAGUACAGAAAGAUCGAACAAGCUCAGUCUCGCAGAAGUCAUCAAGAAACCAACCAGUCUUCCCGCAAAGCGCCGGCUAGGAAUAGAAAUACGAGCAAAGAUAAGAACGAAAACGAGCUAGCCGAAGUGUUGAAAGCUAAGAUUAGAGAGGUCGAUACAUUGCUGGAACAAAUGAGAGCACAGGCAAACAAUAAAAAAAAUGAAUCUUAUCCUGUUGUCUUAUCUUACCCUUUAGAAAUAAGGGAAGAAGGGAAAAGAAACAGAACUGACAACAAAGCGGUUAAAAGCCGCAAAAGAACCGAGAGGAGGAAAAUCAAAGAGAAAAAGCGCUUUCUAAACAACAUUAAGUCACGCAACCAGCAUAUCAAA